Molecule: messenger RNA, 3740 nt
Organism: Microcebus murinus (gray mouse lemur)
Lineage: Eukaryota; Metazoa; Chordata; Mammalia; Primates; Cheirogaleidae
Gene: FAM76B
Product: family with sequence similarity 76 member B
Cellular component (GO): nuclear speck
Source: RefSeq, a predicted model, not a curated record
GGCGGCGUCGUCCGCGGGGCCUUGGGCUCUGGCGGCGAGGCCCUGGUGGGCGCGAGGCAGGGGGAGGGGGAGGAGGAGGAGGAGCCCGCGGCCCGGGCGGCGGCGGCUCUCGAGUUCCCCGUAGGGCUCCGCCUCGGAGCGGGCGGCGGCGGAGGAGGAGACUGAGGAGCAGGAUGGCGGCCUCGGCCCUGUAUGCCUGCACCAAGUGUACCCAGCGCUAUCCCUUCGAGGAGCUCUCCCAGGGCCAGCAGCUCUGCAAGGAAUGUCGGAUUGCGCAUCCUAUUGUAAAAUGUACCUACUGCAGAUCAGAAUUUCAACAAGAGAGCAAAACCAACACAAUUUGUAAGAAGUGUGCUCAAAAUGUGAAACAAUUUGGAACACCCAAGCCUUGUCAGUACUGUAACAUAAUUGCAGCAUUUAUUGGUACCAAGUGUCAGCGUUGCACAAAUUCGGAAAAAAAAUAUGGACCACCUCAGACCUGUGAACAGUGCAAACAACAGUGUGCUUUUGAUCGGAAGGAAGAAGGAAGAAGAAAGGUUGAUGGAAAGUUACUAUGCUGGCUCUGUACUUUAUCAUAUAAGAGAGUUUUACAAAAGACAAAAGAACAAAGGAAGAGCCUGGGAUCUUCACAUUCAAAUUCAUCUUCUUCUCUAACUGAUAAAGACCAGCAUCAUGCAAAACAUCAUCACCAUCAUCAUCAUCACCACCAUCGUCACAGCAGUAGCCAUCACAAAAUCAGCAAUCUAAGUCCAGAACAAGAGCAGGGACUGUGGAAACAGAGCCAUAAAUCCUCUGCAGCAAUUCAGAAUGAAACUCCAAAGAAAAAGCCCAAAUUGGAAUCUAAGCCAUCUAAUGGAGAUAGUAGCUCUAUAAAUCAGUCAGCAGAUAGUGGGGGAACAGACAAUUUUGUCCUUAUAAGUCAACUGAAAGAAGAAGUGAUGUCACUUAAGCGUCUCUUACAGCAAAGAGACCAAACCAUUUUAGAAAAAGAUAAAAAGUUAACUGAACUAAAGGCAGACUUUCAAUACCAAGAGUCAAAUUUGAGAACAAAGAUGAAUAGUAUGGAAAAAGCUCACAAAGAAACUGUGGAACAACUUCAGGCCAAAAACAGAGAACUACUCAAACAGGUCGCAGCAUUGUCAAAGGGUAAAAAGUUUGACAAAAGUGGAAGCAUACUAACAUCUCCUUGAGAAAGCAAUUAUUUGUUUAGUGUUUCUGCGUACAGUGUAAAUUUGGGGGUGGGGGGAGAAUUCUGUGAAGCCCUAAAAUUCUCUGUAGUGGAAAAAUAUUUUUGCACACCAAAUGAAUUGGCGUGUUUCCUAUUCACUUUUGUAAUGGAUAUACAGCAUUUUUUAAGUUGUAAAACAUUCAAAUAAAACUUCAACUGGUUUGAAGUAACUUUUUAAUUAUUUGAUAUCCAGGAACUUUUUUGCCAGCAAUAGUAUUAAACAGUUGUAAAGGAGUGCAUGAGUAGUGCUCUUUAUAAAACUCAACAUGCAAUAAUAGAGUAGGUGUGGUUUUAAGAAGUCAAAGCAGCAGGGUUUUUUUGUGUUGUUUUUUCUUCACUAUGCUAAUUUGAGAUAAACAGUUUUCAAUUUAGAAAUACAAAAACUUUUAAACAAGAAAAGUAGUAAACACUGGUUUUUGGGGAAUUGUGUUUUUACUUUUCAUCAACAUAAAUUUAGGAAAGAAUCAUGGUGCUUCUAUUAAAUGAAAAGAAUAUAUGUAAAUAUGUUUUUAAAAGUUACAUCAUUAACAUUAGUAACCUAGCAUUUUCAUUAUUGGUAUAGGAAUUAAUGUUUAUUGUACAGUAUUCAAGGUAAAAUGUGUUUGUUUUGUAAAAACUACUGUAGAUUUUUACUUACAAGUGCCUUUUUGCCAGCUAAUGUUUUUAUUUAUAGGAAUGCUGAUCUUUUGUACAUAGUUUGUUUUAAAAUCAUGUUUAAUAAAUGUUUGUAUAUAAAUGAAUAUGUACAGAACCCUAUUUCAAAAGGAAAUCAAAGUUGCUAGUAAAAUGUUUGAGGUUGCAUUAAGAACUAACUCAAAAUGCAUAUAGACUUUAGAAGAUUUUGUGGUUUGUUUCUGUGUGAUAAGGGAAGCUGCUCGUCAUUGAAUUCAUUUAAUUAUGUCAAAAUACUUCCCCAAAGAUUUAACUUUAAGUCACUUCCAAUAGAGUAAUUUUAUUUUUAUGUCAUACGGCUUCAUAUUCAUAUUUCAUGAGUUACAUAUUUUGCUUUUUUUUAUAAAAAUUCUUUAAAAUUUAUAAUGUUUCUAUGAUGGUUGAUAUAUCUGCUUUCCCUAUAAUGUGUGGUUAUCUAAGUUAAUAUUUAUGUAUAUGAUACUUGAUUUGUAAAUUUAAGGCAAAUCUGGAAAAAAUUAAAUAACUUUUUAAUCCAGUCUGUGAUUAUCUUUGAAUAAAUUGGAAUCUAUAAGAUUCAGACACUAUUUAUAAGUAAAUUGUCUCAAAGUCUUUAAAAUUGUCUGUAACAGGUUAAGGUAGGGUGGAAUAGGUUAUGUGAAGUUAAUGACUAAUUACAUUCUGAUCUAGUGGUUUUCAGCAUGUAAUGGAAUUGAUCUACGCAUAUUGGUUCAGAUUUUAGUGCAAUUUUAAAGCCUCAGACAUUGCUAGAAACACUGUAAAGUAAAAGAGUUUCUUUUAGGAGUUUAUGGGCAGAGAUAAUUUGUUUCAAGUAAAACAGUUAUUAAAUAUAGCAGUUUUGAAGGUUUUGUUUUAAGACAAGCAUUGAUUAUGUCAUAUCAAAGAUUGGCUUUCUUAGCACAUGAUUAUAACAAUUCUUUUUAACAUGUGUGUUUCUGUAGACUAUUCCUAUAGUUUAUUAUAAAGUGAUACCAAAUAAUUCUUUGUCCAAUUUGGAAGCAUAAUAUAGGUUAUUUUCAAGUCAUAGUAAAAGAUUCAGUGAGAAUCUUGGAAAAAUUAGACCAGUUUAUUUUUGAGAUCUUUAUGUAAUAAUCUUAAAUUUACUCUCAACCAUGAUAGAUAAUGCCUUAACACGGAUUUUAAUGUUUGCAGGAUUCGCUAAAUUCAUAAGGUAGUUGUUACCUUUCUUUAAAAUUUAUAAUGUUUUAUAUUGUUUUAUAGCCAUUUGUCAAUCCACAGUGGUCAUUAUGGUUUUACUGUGAAUAGUUCUUAUACCUUGUUGAAGAUGCUACAAAAGAAAGUUGCCCUUCCCUUUAGCUAACAUUAAAAUUGAAAAUUAUUUAAUUUUAAUGUUAGCUAACAUAAGCAGUCCAAAUAAUUAAGUUUUGUAAAUUCCAAGGCUAAAACCUUUUAGUGGCUUCACAGUAUUUAGUCAUAAUUAAAUACCCUCUCUUUGCUUCAUGAUCUUAUUUUAUAACUUAAAUUUUUUGCAAUUGUAUAAACUAAUAAUUGAGUCCCAGUCCUGGAUCUGUAGUGUAUUGACAUAAUGAGCUGGUAUUCUUUAAAUGUGGAUCUGUAAGGAGAUACUAUGGUGUGCUGUAUUGUGCUCUUAGCCUGUUUUCCACUAUUAAUUAGCAUUUACCAGUGAGGGUCAUUUGGCUCCAAGUUAUUUAUGUAUUAAUAGCCUGUGAAUAUUGCAGUCCUUUUUAGAUUAUAUUGGUCUAAAUAUGCAUUCUGCAGUGAACCUGCUAAGCUGUUCACAUGUAUAGACUAUUGAAAUACUGUACUUGUACAAUCUGACUGUUGACAUUUUGUACUUUUUUCUAAAUCCAAUAUUUCACAAUAAAAACUUGUCAAAGGC